This is a messenger RNA of Malaya genurostris, 2215 nucleotides long. It is a transcript of the gene Art1, whose product is annotated as protein arginine N-methyltransferase 1. Gene Ontology annotation, molecular function: protein-arginine N-methyltransferase activity. NCBI's taxonomy places the organism in Eukaryota, Metazoa, Arthropoda, Insecta, Diptera, Culicidae. The transcript has 3 exons. Gene Ontology annotation, cellular component: nucleus. The coding region runs from base 330 to 1463 and encodes 377 amino acids. Gene Ontology annotation, biological process: peptidyl-arginine methylation. The record is from RefSeq and is a predicted model, not a curated record.
GCGGCCACCGCAAGAACAGCGUUUUUGUGCGACGAAAAGAAUAAAGUGUGGUUUGCAACACGAACGUUCUAGGCAGUUAUAUUAAAAUCUCAACCAUUUUGACCACACAUAAGCGGAAAGUAACUUUAAAUUGCAAGUAAAUAGUAGUUUCUGAAUUUAGAAUUGUAAUCAGUGAGCUUUGCGCUUUAGAUAUUGUAUGAAUUAGAAUUCAGUGUAUUGCGUCUGCUGGUUGUGCUGUACCUAAGAAAAAAGGGUUUAGUUCAUCACCACAAUUUUUAUAUAAAUAUCCCUAAGUUAGCGUUUUCCACGAACAUCAGGAAAUUCUGAACAUGGCCGAUGUCAAUAUGGAACCGGUGGAAAAUAGUAAACCUACUUCGUCCUCUCCUACAUCGUCUUCCACGAUGGCGUCCAGUCCCAACGGAAACACCGAUGGUGGUGUCGACAAUGGAGGCGAUCUUGCGACCAACGCAGAGGACAUGACCUCGCGAGAUUAUUACUUCGACUCGUAUGCACAUUUCGGCAUUCACGAGGAGAUGUUGAAGGAUGAGGUUCGAACUCUGACCUAUCGUAAUGCGAUGUAUCACAACAAGCACCUGUUCAAGGGGAAAACCGUACUGGACAUCGGUUGUGGUACGGGUAUUUUGUCAAUGUUUGCUGCCAAGGCAGGUGCUACCAAGGUGAUUGCUGUGGAGUGUUCAAACAUUAUCGACUAUGCACAAAAGAUUGUAGAAGCGAACCAUUUGGAUGGAAUAAUAACUUUGGUUAAAGGAAAAGUGGAGGAAAUCGAGCUGCCUGAUGGAAUCAAGCAAGUCGAUAUAAUCAUCUCGGAAUGGAUGGGUUACUGCCUAUUCUAUGAAUCAAUGCUGGACACGGUGAUCUACGCACGUGACAAGUGGCUCAAGCCUAACGUUGGUAUGAUGUUCCCAGAUCGAUGCACUCUGUUCGUGUCUGCCAUCGAAGACAGACAGUAUAAGGACGAGAAGAUCAACUGGUGGGACAAUGUGUACGGGUUUAACAUGAGUUCGAUUCGGAAAGUGGCCAUCAGUGAACCCCUGGUGGAUGUUGUAGAUCCGAAACAGAUUGUUACUAGCUCCUAUCUUGUUAAGGAAAUUGAUUUGUACACCGUCCGCAAGCAAGAUCUCGAUUUUGAAUCACCGUUUCAUCUGAUCGUCAAACGUAACGAUUUCAUUCAAGCUCUUAUUACGUAUUUUAAUGUUGAGUUUACCAAAUGUCACCAACGUCUGGGCUUCAGCACUUCGCCAGAGUCCCCGUACACACACUGGAAGCAGACGGUAUUCUAUUUCGAUGAAUAUCUGACGGUGAAAAAGGGCGAAGAAAUUUACGGAAUGUUCACUAUGAAACCGAAUGCAAGAAAUAAUCGCGAUCUGGACUUCAUGAUUGAUUUGCAUUUCAAAGGGGAGCUGUCGCAGGUCAAUGAAAAAAAUCACUACCGAAUGCGUUAGAAUCUUUCCUAAAUUGACUCGGUGGCCGCAUUUUAGAAUAAGGUAACAAAAAAACCAUACCAGAUAUCGUCAAACGACCCCACCCUGCAGGCGAAAAAUUUACACUCAACUCCUAUCACCCAAAUAUGGGGGAAAAUUUUAUUGUUAGCAUUCUUUUCGAAUUGAAAACCAUUUUCUUGACCAACCAUAAUUCUUCGUUUUUGUUUAGUCUGUCAUUCAAAUAAAACACUUCGAGCAAGUAGCGUGAAAUGGACGAACAGAAGCAUUGAAUGCCGAGCAAUUUGAACUAACACUAAGUGAACAAUAGACGAAAGCCGGAACGUUCUUUUAAUUUUAAAUAAAUCUAACCCAUAACUGAAUCGUUUGAAAACAUAAAUUGACUGUAUUAAAAUGUCGUGGAAAAUACGCUAAAGUUUUUUGAGGUGAAUUUUAUACUAGUCGACAUGGCACAUUACGUUCCUUACGAUCAGUAAUAGUAACAUCAGUGCGAUACACUAGGAAGAGGACAUUAUUCCUUGAAAAAAACGUGUAAAUGCAGUCGUCAAGUCUGCACUAUUUACCGCCAAUAGAUGGACCUAGAGCAAAGCUUCGAUAAUACAAUUACCAACUUCUAUGCAGUGAAGGUGAUAAGCCAGUUCUUGGAGACAAACAUGGCUCACUAACAGUGAGUCAGUCACUGAAAAAGGACACUUCUUAAGUCGAAAUGAUAGCGAAUGAAAAUUUGCAAGAUUAAAGUAUUUCCGUGGAAUGAA